Molecule: messenger RNA, 3615 nt
Organism: Monascus purpureus
Lineage: Eukaryota; Fungi; Ascomycota; Eurotiomycetes; Eurotiales; Aspergillaceae
Source: the annotation of a GenBank genome assembly
GAAAAACCUUCCCCCACCGCCACCGUCAGUAGUAACAGAACCGGGAGAAGAUGCCGAGCGAUAUUCUACUGGUGUUUUUUUGGGGAAGGGAGGCUUUGCAGUCUGCUACGAGGGGACACUAAUGCGGAACCGUCGAGUAUUUGCGAUGAAGGUGGUGAAGUCAGAUAUGAAGAAAAAGAUGCAGGAAAAGUUUCAAACAGAGCUACAAAUCCACUCAAAGAUGCGACAUCCUCAUAUUGUUCAGUUCCAUCGUGCCUUCCAGUUUGACAAUAACAUCUAUGUUAUCCUUGAACUGUGUCCAAACGGUUCUAUAAUGGAUAUGGUCCAGAAAAGAAAGUGUUUGAGCUUGCCAGAGGUCAGACGGUUUAUGAUCCAGCUUUGUGGUGCAGUUAAAUAUCUGCACAAGCGAAACGUCGCACAUAGGGACUUGAAAAUGGGCAAUAUCUUCCUAGAUCGCAACAUGGAUAUCAAGGUUGGGGAUUUUGGACUAGCGGCGAUUUUUGUGUCAGAAAAGGACGAGAAGAGAAGAAGAACCGUGUGCGGCACGCCCAACUACAUUGCCCCCGAAGUUGUCGAUCGAAGCAAGCGUGGGCACACGCAAAAAGUCGAUAUUUGGUCGGUGGGUGUAAUAUGGUAAGAAAUACCUGCCUUUCGUUCCAAGUCGCAUGGGCGCUAAAUACCAGGUUUCAGCUUUGCAAUGCUUUCCGGGUACCCUCCGUUUCAGUCGAAGACUCAGGAAGAGAUUUAUGAAAAGGUGCGGAACCUGGAUUAUGUCUGGCCAAAGAACCCAGAGCGUGGAAACUACAUCCCUGAUGAAGCCAAAGCGCUGGUCGCUUCGUGUCUCAAUCUCGCAGAAGAUGAACGGCCUGACCCUGAUGACUUCGUUGAGCACCCGUUCUUCAAAAUGUAUGAUGGUUGCAUUCCACGACAAUUGGAUUCAGAAUGCCGCCUUACAAAGCCAGUCUGGCUUACGUCAGACGAGCCUCGUGGGGACUGCAUGGUUCCUGGUUAUAGCCUGGACUGCGACGAGAAGUUAGCAGGCUACGCAUCCCACACUGGUGACUACAGCCUACGUUAUCGCUUGUGUAGGAAUGCAUUCUACAGUCUAUGCGGUGUUGGAAGGAAAUCUGAUGGCUCGGCUAGGAAGCCUGCUGGUAGAAACUGGUCUAAAUCGGCAUAUGCUGAGUGCUGUGUGGAGGAUGAAAGGGGCCUCCAGCCUGUGGUACCUUUGCCAGAAGACUCGGUCUAUAAAUUUCCGCACGAUUGCGAGGGCGAUUGGAGCGUCCCUGAGUCUAUUUUUACCGGCCACAAGGACGAUUCCACAACGAAGAACAGUACCAGAAUCCACCAACGCAGCGUGUCUCUCCGGAGUAACACUGCAUCGCUAAACCGGACUCAAGCGGCCCUUGCAGCGGCUCAAGAGAGACGAAGAGGGUCACUGAGCCAUGCGGCUACCCUUCGACAACAGGCCGUGUCUGGUAGGGGUUCUGUAAGAAAGAUUACAGCAAUCUGUAACCCCGAAUUACCCCCAGUGCCACCUUUGCUUGAUCUGAAGGAGUUGCAGUCGGACAUUGUUCCUGUCUCGGCAGUGCCCACCGGAGGACUGGCAGAACGCCCUAUCCGCACGCGCUGCGGAAUUGCUGCUCCCAGCUCUCGAUCGCUGCGUGAUUUGGAUGAAAAUAUGGUACCGCAGGUGUCCAGGCCAGUCAAUGUUUCCAGCGUAUUAACAGUGGGCAAGACUCGCUCUCAAUCCCGGAGACUGGAAGCUGCCAAAAAACACCAGUCUGAAACAGCAGCAGUUGGUAGAGAACGUACCCCUUCAACGUCUAGUGCAUCCUCAUCCAGGACGCGGAAUCCCUCAUUACGCAUAGCAUCAAGAGGGGAAUCGAGAGAUGCUCUGCGGCAAAAGGAGCAAGAUGGCACAAGAUCAAGGGAAGAGACCUUAGGCAGUGCCCAUAACUCUCGUGGACAACCAGAGCGGAAUGAUCAUGCCAUGAGUCGGGCAAGCACCAAGACAUCAUCUUCUGGAAACAAGCCUUCUUCCACCCUUGGGUCGAACCCACUAUUUCAUUCCGAGGACGAAUGUGAGCUUCUGCCAGGCACAUCGCUCAAUGAGGUAAAUGUAAACUUGCGCCUCAUGCUCUCCAAUCUCAUUCCUCACUCUUCCACUCGCCGACGGGGGCGCCCAAGAGGGGAACCACAUACAUAUGUUAUAAAAUGGGUUGAUUACACGAAUCGGUAUGGCAUCGGAUACGUCCUCGACGAUGGCACUGUGGGAUGCGUCUUCAAGGGUGAAAAUAGGCAACCCGCGAGCUGUGUAGUAGUGAGAGAUGGAGAAAGGCACUUCCGCCGUAAAGCUCGGGCCCUGGAAAAGCCUGACAGAGCAGACUAUGCAUACUCGCAAGCAGAUCAACUUAUUCCACAAAACGGGAAGGCAGUUGAAUUCUAUGAGAAUUUUCAGGGACCUUCUGAGUUCCUUGGUAUUCGACGGGCAUUGGUGCCAGCAUCGAUGUUCCAGGUUAAGGGACCCCAUUCUGCUAGUUCUGGUUCGGGAAUUAAGGUUCACACCAGCUCUAGUGUUGAAUGCUCGCGAAGUGACGCAGAGAAGGUCAAAAGAGUCAAGCUGGUCGAUCAAUUUGGCAAGUACAUGAUCAGGUCCCUGGGCAGACUUGCAGACGAAGGGGCUCAAGACAACUGCCCGGGUGAAAACGAGGGACAGUAUAUCAAGUUCUAUCAAAGACUGGGCAACGUCGGUGUUUGGGGGUUUGGCGACGGUGCUUUUCAGUUCAAUUUCCCCGACCAUACGAAGCUCGUCAUAUCUCCAGGUCGUACGCGAGACUCGUCUCCCUGGAUAGACUUCUACCAUCUGUCUGCUUCAGCGGCCCGCUAUCUCUCUGCGAAGGGAAGGAUGCACCCGUCUGGGUUUGACACACGCGCUAUCGCUUCGGAGGAGGCAUCAAUUCUCUUAGCCAUUGCUGAGGGCACAUUGAUGAGCACUGCGAAUGAAAAGAUACAAGAGGUUCUGGAGGCAAAUUCUUUCCUGCAGAAAAUCAGUUUCAUCCGGAAUGUGUUGAAGACUUGGAUCAAGCAUGGGCGGCUGGGAGGUCGACCAUCAUCCCAUGCGCUUUCCGGUGAAAGGCAACCUGACGAAAAGUCUUUUCCGUCGGAGCUCUACUGGGAGGGGGCUCAGGAGCUUCCACAGCCCGGUGGGCCCGGGGGUAAAUUUGUUUGGGUUACAGUAGGAGCUCCUGGUGGAGACGGGGAGUACCGUGCUAUAUCGUUGAAGCCAAGUGAGAAAUAGACUUUGAAGCAGUCGGAAAGGUCUGUGGCAGAGGAUCAGGAAGUGGCUGCUCGAAGGGAACGGAUACAUGGGUUGGGCCAGAAGGAUGGCCGUGUGUAAAUACAUACUGAGUGAUCGUCUUUCUUUUUCGUUUGUUUUCUCUUUGCGACUCUCUUUAUACCCUUUUUGUUGGUUGAAGACUUCACGAUUGCCUCUGACUGUAUCCUAAUGCUUUGAACGAAUUCUACUUUGGAUUAUUAGAGAACUUCCCGAUAGCACUUAAUUAUUGUCGUCAAUAAGGAUCCCAAACAACCUGCCUGUUGUCUGCGUCAAAU